Molecule: messenger RNA, 1146 nt
Organism: Drosophila yakuba
Lineage: Eukaryota; Metazoa; Arthropoda; Insecta; Diptera; Drosophilidae
Product: phospholipase A1 VesT1.02
Exons: 2
Coding region: 32-1045 (337 amino acids)
Biological process (GO): lipid metabolic process
Molecular function (GO): lipase activity
Source: RefSeq, a predicted model, not a curated record
UGAGUACGUUAGAUUCAGCAAAGAUAUCAAUAUGAGAGUGCUCAUAGCUCUAGCGGCUUUGUUGGUAGCAGUUAGUGCUCUUCCCAUUGAAGAGCGUGUCAGUGGAGAAAAUGGGUGGUUUGUGCCCCAGAAAGAUGGCAGUUUUGAGUGGAUGGACAUACAGGACGCCGAGGAGCUCCUGGAUAGCAAUACUCUCAUCGAAGGACGUGCCAAUGACGUGUCCUUCUACCUGUACACCAAACAUAACCCAACCACUGGCAAGGAAAUCAGGGCUGAUGCUUCCUCAAUAGAAGACUCUCACUUCGAUAAGAACCAGGGCACCCGAUUCGUAAUCCAUGGAUGGGGUGGACGCUACACCGAUAGCAUGAACGUCAAGAUCACCAGAGCCUGGCUUUCGAAAGGAGACUACAACGUGAUCGUAGUUAACUGGGAUCGUGCCCAGUCCGUGGACUAUAUCUCAUCGGUGCGAGCUGUGCCUGGAGCUGGAGCCAAAGUGGGAGAAAUGAUUGAGUAUCUGCACGAACACCAUCAUAUGUCCCUGGAGAGCCUGGAAGUUAUCGGACACAGUUUGGGUGCCCAUGUGGCUGGCUUUGCUGGAAAGCAGGUGGGAGGCAAGAGAGUCCACACGAUUGUCGGUCUGGAUCCUGCCAUGCCCCUGUUUGCCUACGACAAGCCGGACAAGCGACUGUCCACCGAAGAUGCCUUCUAUGUGGAGUCCAUCCAGACCAAUGGCGGUGAGAAGGGCUUCCUGAAACCCAUUGGCAAAGGCACCUUCUAUCCGAAUGGAGGUAGAAAUCAACCAGGCUGCGGUACAGACAUCGGAGGAACCUGCGCCCACGGACGAUCCGUCACCUACUACGUGGAGGCUGUCACGGAGGAUAACUUCGGAACCAUUAAGUGCCACGACUACCAGGCUGCGUUGGCCAACGAGUGCGGAAGCACCUACAGUGGAGUUCGCAUGGGAGCUGUUACCAACGCCUACAUGGUCGAGGGCGUCUUCUAUGUCCCUGUGAACAGCCAGGCCCCCUUCGGCAAAAUCGAAUAGAGGGGCAACUUUUAUUUUCAUCAUCUUAUCAAAAUUCAAAAAUGAAUACUCCAAUAAAGAUAGUCAUUCUUUGAUUUGAAGUAUACUAGGAUUUAAAACCA